UUCUCUCAACUUGACUCUGCUUCCAAGUGAUUGGGAUUUGGAACUGGUUCUGAUCCAAACGGUUCUGCCUGUACAAUUGUAAUCGCGGAGACGGUGAAGCAAUUGGGUUCCUCUUUUUUUUGUUUUUGAAGUUCAUUUGCCACUAAUAUCACAUUAUGGCUUUCUUUCUAAUGUAUCACAAAGGUUAUUAGUGUAUCUGCGUGUUUUGGUUCCCCUUUAGUGAGUAUGAAGAUGAUGCUGAGUCUGGGUUGGCUGUUCAUUGCCAUAGUCCAUAAGGCUGAACCUCUUAUCUCUGAUAACUUCACUGACUGUCGGGAGUAUUUCUAUAAAGCACAACUCCCUGAAGGCUUUGAUGGCAUUGCUCUCCCUCACCAUUUUAAUCCCUCAGAUUUACCAGAUGGGAUAAAGGAAAGUGAACUGACCUCUCCAUCUUAUAUCUGUCAUCAAUAUGGGAACAAGUUUCACUUUGCUUCCCUGUAUGACAGAGGGAGGCGCAUUCCCCUCUAUUCUGCCUACAUCUUGGACAAGAGAUCUUCAUCUCAAUUAACAAAUAAGAGGAAAAGGCAUUUUAAUAUAGAACCACAGCUGGUUUAUAUUCAGUUGGGCGGCACAAUGCAACUUCAAGAUGUAACCAAAAGAAAAAUAGAAAUAUACAAAAUAAAUCAAGGGAUUAAAGAAGCAAGCGAAAAAAACGAUCCGGAUUAUCUCAUUAGAACAAGUCAAGCUGUUGAUGCUGAUUAUAGAAAAAGUGGCUAUGACAGAGGCCAUGUGAAUCCCAGGUUGCACCAUGUGACCGCCGACGGGCAAAAUGCGACAUUCACCUUCACCAACGUGGCUCCAAUGACAAAGAAACUGAACACAAACAUCUGGAACCAAUACGAGAAUAAAAUGAUUGGCUAUGCUGACGGCUGUGCCACUAUGUAUGUGGUUACUGGUAUUGUGCCGGGCAAUAACUGGAUCAAGGGUGACCGUGUGAAUAUUCCCAGCUACGUGUGGAAUGCUUAUUGCUGUGUAGAUAAUAAUGGCAAACCAAUCAAAUCAGGGGCGGGGCUUAAGGAAAAUGACAUUUCAGACAGACCUGUUAAUGAGAUGCCAAUUAAUGAUCUUCAAGGGGAACUCAAACAUCUUUUAAGGUUCUCAGGAAAUAUUGCAAUGUUUUUUAAUAAUUGUGCUUAAUGGAAUCUGAAAACAUUUUUAGAAACAGAAGACAAACAAGGGUGUUGAGAAAAUGUUUCAGGACAGAGGCAAGAAUCAUGAUUCACACGGGUCACCCAUUAUACCCACUUAAUGAGUCUUUUACUCUGCUACCGUAUAUAAACCAGAAAAACCCUUUUACAGCAUUGCCAUUAAUAAAAAGUAACACCAAUCUCA
Messenger RNA from Xenopus laevis (African clawed frog), 1371 nucleotides. RefSeq names its product endonuclease domain-containing 1 protein-like. NCBI's taxonomy places the organism in Eukaryota, Metazoa, Chordata, Amphibia, Anura, Pipidae. The record is from RefSeq and is a predicted model, not a curated record. The transcript has 2 exons. Bases 226 to 1176 code for a protein of 316 amino acids.